This is a messenger RNA of Camponotus floridanus (Florida carpenter ant), 874 nucleotides long. RefSeq names its product transcription initiation factor TFIID subunit 10. Gene Ontology annotation, biological process: transcription initiation at RNA polymerase II promoter. The record is from RefSeq and is a predicted model, not a curated record. The transcript is spliced from 3 exons. Gene Ontology annotation, molecular function: RNA polymerase II general transcription initiation factor activity; promoter-specific chromatin binding. Lineage: Eukaryota; Metazoa; Arthropoda; Insecta; Hymenoptera; Formicidae. Bases 229 to 606 code for a protein of 125 amino acids. Gene Ontology annotation, cellular component: SAGA complex; transcription factor TFIID complex; nucleus.
UUUACUGAAUAGUACAGAAUGGAUGGGAUUCGAUUGACCACGUCGCCAAUUCAAAAUAGGACUCUCUGAUUGAUUAAUCGUUACCUAGGUACAGGUCGAUAUAAUUGGCUGUGGUCAAUCGCAACGUGGUUAAACAAGACGCUCCCGUACAGAAUAAGCAAAACAUUCUUGGUUCUUGUGCUGAACGAAAGAGAUUAGAGUUUCAUAGCACGAUUUAUUUACGCAGAGAUGGCAGAGAAUUUUGGAAGAGAACCGCCAUCGGCUUACAACGAAGAGAACAAGACUGCAGGUCAACCGUUGUCGGACUUUCUGUUGCAAUUAGAAGAUUAUACACCUACGGUACCUGAUGCCAUCAGCGAGCAUUACUUGCAUACAGCUGGUUUCAAUACUACAGAUCCCAGGAUAGUACGUUUGGUAUCUCUAGCAGCACAAAAGUUUAUUUCGGAGAUUGCCAAUGAUGCGCUGCAGCAUUGCAAAACACGUGGUGCCAAUCAAAACACAAAGACAAAAGGAAAAGAUCGACGGUAUACACUGACAAUGGAAGAUCUGACACCAGCAGUUGCAGAAUAUGGCAUAAUAGUAAAGAAACCACAUUACUUUGUGUAAAAAUUUAUUUUAUUAAUACAAUUGAAUAUAUUUAUUAUAAAGGUGCAUUAAGGUGCAAUUUCAUUGAUGCUAAAAAGUAGCGUCAAUCAUUGGUUGAACAAAGAAGUAAGUAGUUGCUUCUUUGUUCAGUGUCAAUGAAAUUGCACCUUUAUAUUGAUGACAAUAUAAAGUAACUGCAUUUGGAUGCAGAACCUGUCAUCAAUUAAUUUAAUUGCACAUGUAAUAAAACUAUAUGAAUAUCUCCUGAAGAAGAUUAAUUAUAAUAUAU